Trematomus bernacchii (emerald rockcod) is the source of this 2009-nucleotide messenger RNA. It is a transcript of the gene parm1, whose product is annotated as prostate androgen-regulated mucin-like protein 1. Lineage: Eukaryota; Metazoa; Chordata; Actinopteri; Perciformes; Nototheniidae. Gene Ontology annotation, cellular component: late endosome; Golgi apparatus; plasma membrane. The transcript is spliced from 5 exons. The coding region runs from base 107 to 853 and encodes 248 amino acids. The record is from RefSeq and is a predicted model, not a curated record.
UUCACACACAUUCACACACACUCACACACUGCAGCUGUCCUCAGGGAGCAGAGUGCAGCCACACACCAGUUCCUGGAGAUAUACUAUACAGAGAAAAGAACACAAUAUGAGAGUCAGCCUGCAAACUCUGAUAACAUGUCUUUUGUUGUGCGCUGCAGUAACAACCCAGGGGUCCUUAGCAGAAGCAGACCAACGGAUAGAAAAACCUCCAAUGAACAUGAGGAACAGCACCCCCCCCCAGAUUACAACUGCUCAAUUAACUACUGUCCCACAAACAACCUCCACCAAUCCUAUCAUGCCAGCUUCUACCACAAUUACAGACAGCACUGAGGGAACCAGCAUCAGCUCAAGCUCCGCCACCACCCAGGCCCCCACCACUUUAACAACCACUGGCCCCACCACCACCCAGACCCCCAACACAACCACUACCGAUGGCACCAUCCCGACUGAGACCACCAACACAACCACUACCGAUGGCAUCAUCCCGACUGAGACCACCAACACAACCACUACCGAUGGCACCAUCCCGACUGAGACCACCGACACAACCACUACCGAUGGCACCAUCCCGACUGAGACCACCAACACAACCAAUACCAACAACACCAUUCCCACUGAGACCACCAGCUCUGCUGCUGCCACCCAAACCACCACACUGGAACAUGAAGAACACAAGUCCAAUGCUCUAAGCUCAGGAAGUAUUGCAGUGAUUAUUUGUGUGUUCCUCAUCACCGUCAUAGCCGUGUUUGUUGGUCUGUACUUCUACAGGAUCCGACGAAGAUCUUACAACCAUCUUUUGGAAAGCAACGAACACUUUUUUGUAAACUUCAGCAACCCCAUGUAUGACUCUUAGAUCUGAACCUUUGACCUCCGACUACGGAAGAGACCCAAUUAACUCAAAGUUCGCAGGAGACCUUCUGAUCAGAGUGUGUGUAAAGUGUGUGGCUAAUGAGUUCAGCACGGUCACUUUUUAAAAACUGACAUGCAGCCUUGAUUAAUGCAAAAUGCAAAAAGAAAUGACACGAAAACACUUUUUGUUGCUAGGUGUAGUAACCAAGGUAGGACAUUUUUACUCAGGUAGCUUUUCCAACAGCUCUGGCCGUAUUUUCACAGCGCAGAAUCAUAUUACUAAAACUCAUUAUAAACAUGUAUAUCAGGGGUAUGAUGAAUUUCUCAGGAUACUGGCAUCUAGACUUAUAAAAACAAUAGGAAGCCAACCAGGAUGCUUGAACAGUAAAACAAAUUAAGUGCAAUUUAUGAAUAAAAUUAACAGUAGAUCAAAAUAUUUUAGAUUUAUCACAGAUUGUUUUAUAGGCAACAACUAAGGUACUUUGUUCCCACGGCACUUACUGUGAAACGAUAAGAUUUCCAUUGCAAACGUAUGUUCACAUUCAGUUGAAAUAUUAAUCUGUUGUUAAUCAAGCAAUUAUAUUAUGUAUUUAGAUAAAAUGGAAAUGCUUUAAAAAAAAAAAGGGUUAGCGCUUUAGCACCUUGGAUUAAGAUUAAGAUUAAAUCAUUUUUUCAUUGAAGAGUUGGGUUAUUCUGUCCAAGGACAAACAUACAGUCACAUACAGUCCAUUAAAGUGAGUUGUUUUCAUAUCACACACUUAAGACACUGAAGUUUCCUCGAGCGAAACACUGAAUCCCUUCCUGCUAUUCAGCUGAGCCUAAACUUCGACCUAUCAUUGGAGGAACCAAACAAGACAGCAAUCAUGUUAGGAGGGUGAAUUUACAAUAACUAUUGCCUAAAUAUAAUGUUGGGAAUUUAAUUUGGCUCCCUGAUACCUGAUCAACUAUUGUAUUUAUUAUUUUGUAGGUAUUGAUUGUGUAUAGUGUAACGUUUUCUUCAGUGAGAUUUUGCUUCGCUUAGGAGCUUAGGCCUUUCUGAUAUCUUGAAUGUUUAAUACAUUAUUGUUUGUUUGCAUUCAGGUGAAGAAUAAUGUGACAACAUUUUAUUGUGAGAUAUGAUUGUAUUUCAUUGUUUGUGUAAUAAAGCCAUUAAGAAAGAC